AUGUCAUUGAAGAAGUUAUCAUGUGUGCAAUACCCUUGUGAUGCAACGUUGACGCCGGUGCAUACCGACUUGUACCGGAAUAACAACCGGAUGAAUUAUACAGGGCCCGAGUACACAAUGGAUCUCAAUGAUUUGCCAUUCAAUGUGGAAAGGUGGAGGGCUACACGCCGACUCACGCCCCCCUCCAUUGACACAUUUCACCCAUUGAUGCAAGAGAGUGACGAGAAGUUUGACCUCCAAACCAAGUUUCGGGAUCUGGGCUUACAGGUCUUUUCGUCGUACGACGAAGGCAAACCUACACCUUUCUUUGCCUUUUUGGGCAAUAAACAGAACGAACACAUCUGCGCAACGGCGGUAUACUACUACUCCAACCACAACGUCACUUCCAACGGCCUCAAUUUCCGCCAACGCCCCAAAACAGAAGAGAUCGCCUGUAGUUUUGAUUACUACGACCGCCGUGGUUACGAUUGGCUUAAGCAGACCUUUGGCUGCGAGAACCAAGGCUCGAUCGCCCAGGUCCUCGGUUCGGUGCAGUGCCGUCAGGGCUGCCUCAUCACCUUCCCCAACAUUCUUCAGCACCGCGUGGAACCUUUCCAGCUCGCUGAUCCGACCAAACCGGGCCAUCGCAAAAUCCUUACCUUGUUGUUGGCGAUCCGCAUCUUCAUCUCAUAUCGACCGCCAACGUGCCGCCCCAACAGAAAGAUUGUCCUGGCCCCGAGAUUGCCGUUGGAACUGCAACAAAUGAUCAACGAUUAUAUGGGCUACGAAGGACUGUUCAGCAAGGAGGAAGAGAAGAGACUUCGGCUGGAGGCAAUGGAGGAACGGUCACGUUUGUCCGAGGAGCAGGAUCGGAAAUUUGAGCACAUCGCUAAGUUUGACAUCCAGGAGGAUUCCCUUAUGCCGCUGUAUGAUUGGUGGUAA
Molecule: messenger RNA, 921 nt
Organism: Aspergillus homomorphus CBS 101889
Lineage: Eukaryota; Fungi; Ascomycota; Eurotiomycetes; Eurotiales; Aspergillaceae
Exons: 4
Coding region: 1-921 (306 amino acids)
Source: RefSeq, a predicted model, not a curated record